Messenger RNA from Panicum hallii, 1963 nucleotides. RefSeq names its product DEAD-box ATP-dependent RNA helicase 57. Gene Ontology annotation, molecular function: RNA helicase activity; ATP binding; nucleic acid binding. Lineage: Eukaryota; Viridiplantae; Streptophyta; Magnoliopsida; Poales; Poaceae. The transcript is spliced from 11 exons. Gene Ontology annotation, biological process: maturation of SSU-rRNA. The record is from RefSeq and is a predicted model, not a curated record. Bases 96 to 1718 code for a protein of 540 amino acids.
UCACUGCAGGUGGGUCCCGGAGCUAUCACAGAGAGAAGCAGGGGUGCCUAGGGUUUUAGAAGCGAAGGGGUUCUCCGCGGCGGCGACGGCGAGCAAUGGAGAACUCGAAGCUCUCGUCGGCGCUCUUCGCGGGCACCCACUUCAACCGCAAGCGCUUCGCCGCUGACUUUGAGCGGUUCCACCAGGGCCCGACUCCCUCACCCGCCGCCCCCUGCGCUCCGUCCCCGGAGAAGAAGCGGAAGCGCAAGAGCGGCAAGGCGAAGGCGAAGAAGAAUCAGAAGAAGCGAGCGGAAGCGGCUAUCGCCUCGUCGUCGGAUGCUGUGGAGGGGUUCAAUUUGUUCAAGGGAUUGACGGGUAAAAAUGAUGAGCUGCGUUCUGAGAAGGUGGAUACAGGGAAGGAUGAGGAUUCGGUGGCUGUGAGGCGGCGGAAGGAGAUUGAGAGGGAAAUCGAGAGGGCUGCAGUUCUUAGGAAGAGGUUUGACAUUCACAUUGCUGGACAAAAUGUUCCAGCACCACUUGAGAGCUUUGAAGAACUGAUUUCAAGGUAUGGUUGUGAUUCCUAUCUGGUUGGGAACUUGUCAAAACUUGGGUUUCAUGAACCUACACCGAUACAAAGGCAGGCCAUUCCCAUUCUUCUUUCGGGGAGGGAAUGCUUUGCUUGUGCACCUACUGGUUCUGGCAAGACACUGGCUUUCUUGUUUCCACUUCUUAUGAAAAUUAAGCCAGGGUCUAAAGGUGGUGUUAAAGCCGUGAUUCUUUGCCCAACAAGGGAAUUGGCUGCACAAACUGUGAGAGAAUGCAAGAAGUUGGCUAAAGGAAGGAAGUAUUAUAUUAAAUUGAUGACCAAAGAUCUCUCCAAAUCAGGGAAUUUCAAAGAUAUGCACUGCGAUAUCCUUGUUUCCACCCCGCUUCGUUUGGACCAUGCUGUAAAGAAAAGAGACCUUGAUUUAAAUAGCGUGGAAUACCUUGUCUUGGAUGAAUCUGAUAAACUUUUUGAGCUUGGAUUUGUUGAAGUGAUUGAUUCAGUUGUUGAAGCCUGUUCCAAUCCUUCAAUAAUUCGGUCUCUGUUCAGUGCCACAUUGCCUGAUUCAAUUGAGGCUCUUGCACGCACUAUAAUGCAUGAUGCCAUUCGAAUCAUUGUUGGAAGAAAGAAUUCAGCCUCCUCACUGAUUAAGCAAAAGUUGAUUUUUGCUGGAACUGAGAGGGGGAAAUUGUUAGCUCUUCGCCAAAGCUUUCAAGAGUCCCUCAAUCCACCAGUAUUGAUCUUUGUUCAAAGCAAAGAGAGGGCAAAAGAGCUUUACAAAGAACUGGCAUUUGACGAUGUUAGGGCUGAUGUGAUUCAUGCAGACCUCAAUGAGCAGCAGCGUCAGGAUGCUGUUGACAACUUGAGAGCUGGAAAGAGCUGGGUACUGAUAGCAACAGAAGUCAUUGCUCGCGGAAUGGACUUCAAAGGUGUAAACUGUGUGAUAAACUACGAUUUUCCAGAGUCAGCUGCUGCCUAUAUUCACAGGAUAGGACGAUCUGGAAGAGCUGGCAGAUCUGGGGAGGCCAUUACGUUCUUCACAGAGGAGGACAAGCCAUUCUUGAGGAAUAUCGCGAACGUGCUGGUAUCUUCUGGAUGUGAAGUUCCUUCCUGGAUAAUGGCGUUGCCGAAGCUCAAGCGAAAGAAACACAGGGUGGAUAGGGACCCAAUCUCCACCAUACCAGAUGAAGAUUAAGAAUAGCAUUUUUGAGAUAAUUCAUUGGCUCCAGUUAUCCAUGUCUGAAUGCCCAGAGUGGUAUUGUAACCAUAGCACCUUUGAGAGUUGAGAUGCACGUUGGCUUCAGUUUUCCCUGUUUGAAUGCCCGGUGUAACGAUUGGUCUACUAACUGCGAACCCAGACGAGCACAUGCGUAUCUUUUGUUAUUCGCAAGUUUUGUGAUCGAUUAAUGAAUCGUCAAGUAAAUCUAUUCUGUUUGCCAA